This is a messenger RNA of Nerophis ophidion (straightnose pipefish), 2654 nucleotides long. It is a transcript of the gene luc7l, whose product is annotated as LUC7-like (S. cerevisiae). Gene Ontology annotation, cellular component: U2-type prespliceosome; U1 snRNP. The transcript has 11 exons. Gene Ontology annotation, molecular function: mRNA binding. Gene Ontology annotation, biological process: mRNA splice site recognition. The coding region runs from base 982 to 1896 and encodes 304 amino acids. The record is from RefSeq and is a predicted model, not a curated record. Lineage: Eukaryota; Metazoa; Chordata; Actinopteri; Syngnathiformes; Syngnathidae.
CGAAAAAAAAAAAAAAAGACAGGAGAACGUCUGAAAAGCGGAGAUGCUCGGACGAACGAGUAUUUUAAAAACUUAGAAAAUAACAACAUUUUCCCCCUCCCCCCGUUGUCUGCUUUUUUAUACGGCGUGAAGGACCGGCUGCGACAAUGUCCGCUCAAGCUCAAAUGCGAGCUUUGCUCGACCAGCUCAUGGGAACAGCGAGGGAUGGUUCAGUGUAUCUUUGCCAGCCUACAUCAAUCUGCAAAGGAGUUGCAGAAAAGCCUCGUGUUCAUCGAGCCGUUUGGCAAGAAAUCUGUUCCUAUUUUUACUUUCCCACAGCGGGUUUAAAAUUCUGCUGCUGAGGGCUUGAAGAUGCAGAAGGGUACAGUAUGUGGUGCAGAACGCAGUGUGUAUAAACCUACUUUUGCUUUUUUUGAAUUUCUGUCAAUGUAUCUUGUCUGUAAAUGGCUUGGCUGGAGCAAAGGAUGACAUUUAUGUGUUGACAUGCUAUGUAAAACAGAGCCUUUCUUCACACAUGUGCAAGGUGGUUAUUGAGCCUUUAAAACAAGAUAUACUGAGAGUUUAAGCUCUGUCAUUGUCAUACUGACAUUGAGUCCGGGGUAAGUUUACCACCAAGAAUAGCAACAACCGUCACACAAUGAGGCUAUGGAGAGCCUUCAGCUUCUCACUUAACACAGAGGCAAAGUAAAGUUAGUAAUGCUCUUAUGACAUGCUAAUGACCAACAAGAUGUUUUAAACAAUGGGCUCAAACUGUUUAAAUAGAAAUAUUGUGACACAUACGACACAUUCUUGUAUUAUGCAGUGCAAUAGCAGUCAGAUAUGUGAACGUCUCACCACCCCACUGACAAAUAUACCUAAUUGGAUGUCCUUUGGACUGUUUCAGGAGAUGAAACGCGGCAGAGGGUCAAAUUCUCGGAUGAUCGAGUCUGCAAAAGUCACCUCCUCAACUGCUGUCCGCACGACAUCUUGUCCGGAACUCGCAUGGACCUGGGAGACUGCACCAAGAUCCAUGACCUGGCACUUCGAGCCGACUAUGAAAUCGCCUCCAAAGAGAAAGAACUCUUUUUUGAGCUUGACGCGGUUGAUCACUUGGAGUCAUUUAUCGCCGACUGUGAUCGCAGAACAGAGCUGGCCAAGAAACGCCUGGCUGAGACUCAAGAAGAGAUAAGUGCUGAAGUAGCAGCAAAGGCAGAGAAGGUCCACGAGCUGAACGAAGAAAUCGGAAAGCUCCUCGCCAAGGCAGAGCAACUCGGAGCAGAAGGAAACGUGGACGAAUCUCAGAAGGUUCUGCAGGAAGUGGAGAAGGUCCGCAGUAGGAAGAAGGAUGCAGAGGAGGAAUACAGAAACUCCAUGCCUGCCUCCAGUUUCCAGCAGCAGAAACUGCGCGUUUGUGAGGUGUGCUCUGCCUAUCUGGGUCUCCAUGAUAACGACCGCCGUUUGGCUGACCAUUUUGGCGGGAAGCUCCACCUCGGCUUCAUCCUAAUCAGAGAGAAACUGGACCAACUAAAGAAAACGGUUGUGGACAAGCAGGAGCAACGCAACCAAGACCGCCUGAAGAGACGUGAAGAAAGGGAGAAAGAGGAAAAGAUGAAAAAAAGGACAAGAUCCCGCAGCAGAGAGUCUGGUUCUCGUGACCGAAGGAGGCGCCGCUCACGCUCCACAUCACGAGACAAGCGUCGCUCACGCUCCCGGUCCAGGGAGAGGAAGAGGCGACAUCGCAGCCGGUCCCGCUCUCGCAGCCGAGGACACCGUCACAGUCAUGAGCAGAGCUCCAGACAUAAGUCCUCCAGAGACCGAGAGCGCUCAUCUAGAGACAAGUCACGGGAGCACGAUCGACGGGACGGCAUGAACGGCAGGUCGGACUCUCGCAGAGCCGACGACAGAGAAAACCUGUGAAGACCCAAACGUCCAUUCAUCCUCCCACACACACCUUUGUGUGUUCUUGCCCCAUUUGUCCAUUUCCAAGCCACAGACUGUUCCUUAUAGUCUCCAUAGACUUGGCUUUUCUUUUUCUUUAAUUCCUUUUUAUCAAGACACCGCUUAUCAUGAUGCAUUCUUCAACCUGGUCAUGCAGUACACAUCUUUGUAAAUUGGUAGACCUUUAUUCAAUAAACCGCCAUGUCAAUAGAGAAAUUACAUUUGGUCUUCUUUUUUAAUAUUGUUUUUGUCAUUUUAUGCAGAAUCCUACAUUGAAAUUUGGAGGGUCUUGAGUGUGAAACACAUUUCUGCUGUUAGAUUGCAUAUUUUUUUUAAUUUUGUGUACUGUUUGAUCAACGCACUCAAUGAGUUUAGGAGCCCCAAUAUGAAAUAAUACAAAUUGUAAGUUUCAUCAUGUCAGGUAUGUUUUUUUCUUCCAGUCAGUAGUUAAGGCAAUGUAAAUGGAGGAGUGUUAAUGUUGUUGGAACUAUUUAAGUGUUCUAUUUUUUUGCCAGUUGAUUUAAAGUUAAUACAAAUGUUUAGAGGAUAUGGUUUUUGAGUUGGCAUGUGAAGCAGAAAGCGAGACAAAUUUUUGACGCACUGGAACUGCUUUGUGUUGAAAUGCAAACCGACUGUAAUGUUUGUGUGUGAGGUACAUCGCUUUACAUAUAAUGUGAGGAUGCCAUCUUGUUUCACUUGGAUUCAUUGACAAAAAUAAAUUAACCCAUAAUAAAGUC